Molecule: messenger RNA, 1280 nt
Organism: Hyaloscypha bicolor E
Lineage: Eukaryota; Fungi; Ascomycota; Leotiomycetes; Helotiales; Hyaloscyphaceae
Exons: 1
Coding region: 40-1164 (374 amino acids)
Molecular function (GO): 1-alkyl-2-acetylglycerophosphocholine esterase activity
Source: RefSeq, a predicted model, not a curated record
CCAGCUCCAUCACCUUCUUCUGCGUACAUGAAUUUUGUCAUGGCGAAAUUUUCUUUCCGGGUGCUUCACGCGCUGUCGUUGAUCACUCUUUGCGCUUCAGCUGCAGUCAGUGGCAGGUCCAAGCUACCUCUGCCAGCUCCACUCGGAUCCUAUUCGGUAGGAACCACCUCCCUUGAGAUGAUUGACCACUCGCGCAUGGAUCCAUAUGCUUCUACUCCCCAGCCAAGAGCAAUAAUGGUCUCCCUCUUCUACCCCACAACCGACACUCACAAACCAUUCGCACCUUAUCUCCCAGCCAAGCUUGCAGCAAUCGCAGACCAAUACCUUGGGCUUCCAGCUGGAUUCAUCGAGAGCAUCCAACCGCAAGCACACCUCAAUGCGCGUCUAGAAGAGAUACCUGACAUUCCAAUUAUCCUGUUCUCGCCCGGCCUCGGCGCAGCAAGAGAAGAAUACACAAUUCUAUUCGAGGGACUGGCGAGCUAUGGAUAUCUCGUCAUUGCAAUGGACCACACGUACGACGCUGUGCUCGUCGAGUUUCUUGACGGAACGAUCGUCCUUGGUUCUCCUGACAUAAAUGGCGACGCGCAAUCCAUUGAUGUUCGCACAAAAGAUUCAAGCUUCGUCAUCGAUCAGCUUUCAAACAAGACAUUCAUUACCCAAAUCCCCGGCAUCGUCCACCGCACUUUCAAGGAGAGUAAAAUAGCAAUGUUUGGUCAUUCUCUCGGUGGAACAACGACUCUCUCUGUUCUCGAAGCGGAUAAGAGAGUUCUCGGAGGAGUCAGUCUGGACGGGCCAAUUUUCGGAGCCGAGGAGGAGUUGGGGAUAAACAAACCAUUUUUGAUGUUUGGCAGAGACAACCAUACGAGAUGUAAUGACCCAGCAUGGGCGGAAGUGUGGAAACACCUGACGGGGUGGAAGGCGGAGAUCACAUUGGCCAAGACGACGCACUUUACGUUCACGGAUAUUGGUGCUGUUUUCACGGAGGCGGGACUCAUUGACUCUUUGGAUCCUGGGAGGUCGAUGUAUGGAAGUAUAGAUCAGGUGAGAGCUACGGUGGCGGAGAUUACGUACUUGAAGGCGUUCUUUGAUUUUGUUUUGAAGAGGGGGAAGGAUACGAUGUUUAGGCACUCUGAUCCUGCGUUCCCUGAGAUCACGAUUGUAUGAAGUCAGCUUUCUCAAUCUGCUUGAUCCGACUUCAAGGGACUAUGAAAGAGAUUCUGAUCGAAACCUGCUUUACUCUCCAUCUAAUUGACCUCCACCCCAGCCUCCCAGGGUCUUCC